Molecule: messenger RNA, 8839 nt
Organism: Zootoca vivipara (common lizard)
Lineage: Eukaryota; Metazoa; Chordata; Lepidosauria; Squamata; Lacertidae
Source: RefSeq, a predicted model, not a curated record
CCAGAGUCAUUCACGACUGGACUUAACUGUCAGGGGUCCUUUACUUUUUUAAAAUCUAAUUUUAAACCAGUAAAAGGUAAUGGGCCCCUGGAUGGUUACCAGUAAGUCUAGUCAAAGGCGACUUUGUGGUUGCAGCACUCAUCUCGCUUUCAAGCCGAGGGAGCCGACAUUUGCCCACAGACAGCUUUCUGGGUUAUGUGGCCAGCAUGACUAAACCACUUCUGGCGCAACAGGACACUGUGACGAGUGCCAGAGCCACAGAAAUGCCUUUUACUUUCUCGCCGCAGCAGUACCUAUUUAUCUACUUGCACUUGCGUGCUUUCAGACUGCUAUGUUGGCAGGAGCUGGGGCAGAGCAAUGGGAGCUCAGCCUGUCGUGGGGUCGGAUUUGAACUGGCAAGUCCAAAAGGCUCAGUGGUUUAGACCACAGCUCCACCCACGUCCCUAAACCAGUGUGUUGCAGUGGCUUCAGCUGUUUUGCAAGACAACUCUCAUCAAAUCCAGGUUGCGGAAGACUGGGUUGGACUAGGACCAGGGAGGCCCAGGUUCACAUAUCUAUCCUGCCAGGAAACAUGCUAGCUGACCUUGGGCCAACUACUACCUCUCAGCCUAACCUACCUCACAAGGUUGUUCAGAAGAUAAAAGGGAGUCUGGAAAGAACCAUGUAUGCUAGCUAGCUGAGUACCUUGGAGGAGUGGGAUAUGAAAUAUAUAAUUUACUCAGAAAUAGCUGGCGUUCGUGGGAUUUACUCCCAUCUAAUAUAAAUUGUAGCUGUAGGCUCCAUUCAUUAAUACUAUACCUUUAAUUCCAGUAGUGCAGAGUCAAAAGAGCAUAAUUUUGCUGUGGAACAUGGUGAAAAGAAACAAAGGCUGCUGGAAAAUGCUAAGAGAAAAAAGUACCGGUACUCAAAUACUGAAAAUAGAUACUCUGUACACUGAUUUGUAUAGUUACUUUUCACUUAAGAGCUACAGUUCCCCUUAAACUACAGUUCCUAGCAAGCUGUAUCUUUAAAAUGUGUUUUAAAUGUAUGCUGAUACGUAUGUUUAGCAAUUUGUGGCCCCCUUGACAACCCAAAAGGAGAGAGAGAACCAACUCUUUCAUAGUAUACAAAAGCUCUUCUGUCUGCUUGAAUGAAGGCAACUCCCCCCCCCCCUUUUGCCAGAGAUAGACAAGUGGCUAUUACAAGUCUCUCGGAGCUGUUUAUAAACAGAGUUUAUAUAUCAAGCACUUAGUUCUUCCUCAGUAAAUAACACUUUCAAGCAGUUUUUCUUUCGGAUUUCUGCAGUGCAAUAUGGAUACCCUCUCCUUUCCUUUGUUCCAUCCUUGUGUGGAAAUAUGCCAGAGCAAGUGGGGUAUCGACUAAAUGUCAACUCAAAAUGUCUGCGGCAAGAUGCUUCAAUUUGGAUUGUCCAGAUGAUGAUAUUCUUCAUUGUACACUCAUAUUGGUUUAUGCGGAGAUGGUACUUGUGCAGAACUGUUAUAGGCGUCCUUUCCCCCACAUAUGAGUUAUAUGUUCAAUGUCUGCCUUUCUUUCGAACCUUUGUUUUGUUGCCAAUUUCCUUUGUUCCAGAUGACUCUACUGCUCAGCUUUCCCAAAACUCUGAAAAUCUCUUAAAUACUGUAGUAUAAGUGGUUUCGAGAUUGCAGCAGUACAGGAAAUCCAGUUGGGUGGGACAACCCAACCCCCAACCCCCUAGAGGAGACGUGAAGGAAGCUGUUCCCUCUGGAUUUGUUGUAGAUGGGAAGUUUGUCAGACGAGCCUAGUUCCCUCCCCAUUUCACCCAGCCCCUUUGCCACUUAAAAAUCAGUGCAAAAGCAAAAAAAACCAAAAUCAGUUGUUCUAACUUCCACAACGCAUGUCCUUGGCCUGGCUCUGAGGAAGUUUGUGGUUGUGAUUAAUCUCACGCCAGGGAAGUGCCUUUCUUCGUAAAAAGUUUUAUCCGUCUGGGAAGGUUGCAGCUGUUGGGAGCCUUCUGGCGGCGGUGGUGGUGGUGGUGCAGGGUUAGCAAAGGAAAUAAAGGCCCACAAUCCUAAAAGGCGGGGUAGGGUGGGGGGAAUCUGAUCACAGAUUAAAGAGCCAGCCCCCUUCCUGUCUUUUAACGCAAGACGUAAUCCAUGCUGGAAGGCUUCUUUGUCUUGCUGCUGAUUGUGCUCCCAGGGGUUACUUGAACUGGCGUAGGCAGGUGAAGAACUGGGUUUCCAUUUGAAAAUGGAGAGGCCUACACCUUUUUGUUCUUUCUUUCCCCGAUCAAUCUGGUUUCUCUGGAGGAGACUUAUUUGGCCUACGCUGGACUUUCCACUCAGACAACAACUACUACAACCCAGUUUUUGCUCUUUACAUUUCAACCCUGCUCGCCUCUCCAAUCCAGUACAAAUUUCUCACUCCCACCAACACCAGGGGUGGCUAGAGGCUUCCGGGGUCUACAGUAGACCUAAGAUCUACUGACUGGCCACCGCCUCCCCAAUAUGAGGCAAACCUUGCUAUGACAACUGUCAAUUAGAAUGUCUCCCCCCCACCCCAAACGGAGAAACAUGCUGUUUUCUUCAGCACCCUUAAAAGUUUGCCACUUUGACUUCAUUUGUUUUAUUUGUAGGGGGUGCUGUCUUCCCCCUUGUUGCUCUGUGUCCAUAUGACUCCCCCCACCCCAUAUAGGUAUUGAUGCCAAAGGCCAAUCCACCCACCUCAGUUCUCUCAUGUUGUUGUUGGCAUCUGUCUGUCUCAAGAGACAAUGGAGUGUGCCUCCAGGGGUGAAGUCAAACUGCUGCAUUAGCAGCCCUGAAGUGAUAUCCCCUCAGUGCAUGCCUGGGCAGUGUGUAUGGCGGUCCUGGGCUGCCCAGACAAGACCCCCUUGCUUGGACUCUCUGAUGUUGUCCAAAGGAAAGCAGAGCAAUAUUUUUGGCAUUGGUUUUGGUUGCAGGAGUUGCUGGAAGGAGGCGUUCAAGGCGCCAUCCAACCAUCUUAGGGACUCCAUUCCAGAUUUGUAUAGGGUUUACUCCUUAGCCGGUACUCGGCACCUUUCUCCCCAAACAGGGAAAUGGUCCUUUAGGCUUCCCUUCCUCCACCAUGAAUAGAAACAAUUCACAUAAUACAUUUAAAGCUCUAUGAUACCACUUGAAAAAGUUGUGGCUUCCCCUAAAGAAUUCUGGCAGCCGCAGCUUGUUGAGAGUGUGGAGUAGAGACCCCUAUUCCUCUCCCAGGGCUACCAUUCCCAGAGUGGUUUUAACAGUCAACCCCUCUUCCCAAUGAACUCUGGAAGAUUGUAGCUCUGCAAGGGAAAUAAGAGUCUCCUAACAACUCUCUGCACCUUCACGAAUCAUAGUUCCCUAGUAGAUAUGGUGGCUGAGCGGUGGUGAGGCCUAGACAGAUAAGGCCUCUUAAGAAACUUCUAUCUUAGAUCUACUGCUCUGUUAGUUUUCAAUAGGUAGGCCUGCUGUCUACCUACGGGUGAAACUGGCACCCAGAUAACAUCUUUCCACUGCUCACAUAAACCCUGUCCUAUGCCUGGCCUCCCUUCACCUCCUCCAGACCUUAAUUAAUUGCACUGCUGCUAUGAUCAACUUCACAACCUUCUCCUCACUGUGUUUCACUAAAAACAACAACUCCCCCAAAACCAGGUUAACAACAUGGGACUACACUUCAGGGUUGCUGUACAUUACCUCUUCACUUCCUCCAGGAAAAUGGGCAUAAGAACAGUACUUGGCAGGGCAGGUGUAACCCACACUCUUAGCCAUAGGCCUUUCCCUUGCAAUAUGGGUCUAUUAUGCUAUAUCAUGUUCACAAAUUGAGAAGAAAAUCCAUUUUCCCCCCGUAUGAAAUAAGUCCUUAGGGCAUGAGCGCCUGACUUACUGCUAAUUUUUAAUUGACAUACUACUGCCUAAUCACAGCUACACUAAAUCCAACAUACUUGAACUUUCUGUUGGGCAGCAGUGAGGAGUAGUCAAGGCGUCACAAACCAAUACAGUAGUCAAUAAUGAUAAUGGGAGUUUCACUCUAGCCUCUGACUCAAUGGCUUGAACCGCUUUCCUAAAUGUCAGUCAUUUGGGUGGGAUUUCACUCACAGGCUGCAAACAUUGAAAAGUAGACGGCUUGUUCCCACGAAACAAAUUGAGAAUUGGGGGCUGCACAUUUUUCCCUCUUGGGUUCUACAGAAGCUAGAAAAGGGGGGGGGGGUUGUAAUCUGGGAGAAUCUGCUGGUGUCGAAACCCUUCCUUGUCACAGCUAAAACUUGAGAUGUUGGUCCUUAGCCUUGCUGUCUCACUUAUGGUAAAUACUCUUUAAAUACAGGGUAGUUUUAUCAGCAGCUAUUACUCAUUGCUAAAUUGAACCUCUGCUAUUAGAGGUAAUAUACCUCUGUUUAUGAAACACAGAGAUAAAAGAGUGGGGGAUAUUUGUUCCUUUGUGCUCUAGUUAUAAGUUUAUCAGGGGCAUCUGAUAGCCACUGCUGCUGAGACAAUGCUGGACAACAAAUAUUAUUUGCCUUGCUGCUUCCAAUCAGUUCUCGGGUCAGCAUAGGAAUGGGCAACUUAACUCAUGAUAGAAGUAUAUAGGGUCUAUCCCACUGUCAUUUUAGGACCUGGGAGACCAGGGCUCAAAUCCCACCUUGGGCAUGGAGCUCACUGGGUGAUGUUGGACAGUCACUGCCUCUCUCAGACUAACCUACCUCGCAGGGUUGCUGUGGGGAUUAAAUGAGGAGGAGGGAGAACCAUGUAUGCCACCUUGAGCUCCUAGGGAUAGGAAGGCAAUAAAUAAAUAUGCAGAAGGUCCCAGGUUCAGGCCUCUGCAUAGAAUUGUAGCAUUGGAACAGGGACCACGAGGGUUGUCUAGUGACUCUAGUCCAACCCACUACAGUCUUUUGCCCAACGUGGAUCUUGAACCCACAAUUUAGAGUCUCACGCUGUACCAUCUGAGCUAUCCCGGGUAGGUUGGGAAUGUCCUCUGUCUGAAAUCCUAGAGAAUAUUACCGUAUCUACCCAGUGUAAAUAAUUCUGACCUAAUGGACCAAUAGCCUGACUUGGGAAGGUGGCUUCCAGUGCCCUUCAGAUAUUAUUGAGAACCCCCGGCUCCCAUCACCCAUAACCAUUGGGCAUGCUGGCUAGGGCUGGGGGGAGUUAGGAGUCCAGGAGCCACAGGUUCCCCACACUCAAUCUAGGGCUAACUGUAUGACACCAAGCUUUCCACAGGUAAAACCAACCAGAUGGUAAGGAAGGGGAAAUGCAGGCGAGCUGUUGCCCGUCUUCUGUCAGUUAGAAAACUUUGCGCUCCUCCAUCCCUCAGAUCUGAUUGCUGCCUGUUCUGCUUUCUUCCAGGCAACCCUCCUGACACCAUAGAGCCUGGCAGCUGGGGCGAGGGGGCCAGCCCCUCUGGGGAGAUGGGGGACGCUGGGGAGAAGGGUCUGGACAAUGAUGCAGAAGGUGUCUGGAGCCCUGAUAUUGAGCAGAGUUUCCAGGAGGCCCUGGCCAUCUACCCACCCUGUGGGAGGCGGAAGAUCAUUCUUUCGGACGAGGGGAAGAUGUACGGCCGCAAUGAACUCAUUGCCCGCUACAUUAAACUGAGGACAGGCAAAACGCGGACGAGGAAACAGGUCUCCAGUCACAUCCAGGUUUUGGCCCGGCGGAAAACCCGUGAGAUUCAGGCCAAGCUCAAGGACCAGGUAGCAAAGGACAAAGCGCUUCAGACUAUGGCAGCCAUGUCUUCUGCUCAACUCGUAUCUGCCACAGUCCUCCAGGAAAAACUGGGCUUGUCAGAACCCCACUACCCACCCAGCACCACCUCCACAGAGUUCUUCCAGUUUUGGGCAGGGGAUGCAAGCCAAUCCCGAGACACUCUAGAUGUCAAGCCUAUCCUCCAAGCGCCAUACCCCAUCCCAGUCCCAGCACCCGCUGCUGUCCCAGGUUACCACACGCCCCCAGGCAGAGCCCCCCACCUCCCCAGCGCUACCUCUUGGCAGGGAAGCCACAUCGGUACUGAAACGCUUCGGCUGGUGGAGUUCACUGCGUUUGUGGAGCGGCAGGCAGAACAAGAUGCGUGUAAGCAGCAACACCGCUUUGUGCAUAUCGAUCCGACACCGGCCUCUGACUCCCCGCUGGAGACGGUGGACGUACGCCAAAUCUACGACAAAUUCCCUGAGCGGGGAGGUGGGCUGCGAGACCUGUAUGAUCAGGGGCCUCCUCAUGUCUUCUUCUUGGUCAAGUUCUGGGCCGACCUGAGCUUUCCCCUCCUUGAAGAAGAACCAGGGGGCACAGGAGGGGCCUUCUAUGGGGUGAGCAGCCGAUACGAGGGCCCACGGGCUCUGACUCUCAGUUGCACCUCCAAGGUCUGCUCCUUUGGCAAACAGGUGGUGGAAAAACUGGAGACAGCUGAGCCUCCCCACUGGGAAGACGGACGCUUUGUUUUCCAGCUGCAGCGCUCGCCGCUGUGCGAGUACCUCAUCAACUUCAUCCGCAAACUGCGAACGCUGCCAGAAAAGCCGAUGAUGGACAGCGUGCUUGAAAACUUCACUAUCCUGCAGGUUUUGCGGGAUCAAGAAACUCAGGAGUUACUUUUAUGUGUGGCCUUCGUGUUUGAAGUGUCUGCCAGCGAGAACGGGGCACAGCACCACAUCUACCGGCUGGGCCGGGAGUGAUGAACAGCUUUUACCCCACCUCCAUGCUCCAAAAUGGGUCACUCGCCUCCACUGCCUCACCCACCAGGAGGUCUACGGCCUGUCUGUGAACUGUGAAUGGACUGCUAUGACAACUUCUGAACCUUCUGUGAUAAUGGCUUUUUUGUCACCUGGCAACCACCAGCAAACCCAGGAACUGAUUCUACCAAUGGAUACCCUCCGUUCUCCCUGAUGGCCACAAAGUUAGUCCCGAGGCCCAAGCCCAGAAGCACUGCUGUUGUUCAGCGGAGAAGUUCGCAGCCAUGGCAACAGCAUUGUCGAGCAGCAGUGCUUUCAGGGCAAGCUCCCCCCCCCUCCCUGCUCCCAAUCAAGCUGUGGGAUAUCAGGAGUUAACCUCUACCAUACAUAUGUCAUGGCAGACCUUGACCGAGAACAUCUCCCUCCAUGUGGCUGGGAUUUCACACACUCCAUUGUCAAUGAGGCACGUGGCAUUUUCGAGGACGGUUGCUUUUAAUAAUCUGGCAGAAGUCUGAUGUAACUUAACCUGUCCGUGUGAGAAUUAGGAGUAAGGAGAUCAACCUGUUUUGGGGGUGGGCCACACCACUUCACCUUGGGUAGCGAGGUCCACAAGAUUGUAGGCUCCUCCCCAGAAAAGCUAGUGUUCUGUGUGCAGGGUUUUUGGUAUGGAGAAGCAUUCGGUAAGGUGAGUCUCUGCUUGCAGCCUGAGAUGGCACAACCCUGAAAGCAGUAUGUAUACAUUUGAUCCUGCAGGCUCUCUUUAUGAGUACUAGACCUAAUCUGGUGUUGUUUUUAACCAGGCGUUGGCAACGUUUUCCGGCCAUGGGUCGGGGCAUUCACACAGACUAUUGGACAUGGGACGGACAUGCGCAGAAGCGAUUUCCGGUGCCAUGCUGCCCAUGUCCAGGGUGCCAUAAAUUGCUUCUGUGCAUGUCCGCAGCACCGGAAAUCACUUCUGUGGCUGCGCAGACACCGGAAAUCACAUCUGUGCAGAAGCGAUUUUCGGCGCCUGCACAGCCACAGACACAAUUUUCGGCAUCUGCACAGGUGCCCUUUCCAGUGCUGCUCAGCAAGUCCCCGCACCGCGCUGUUUUAGCACAGCAUGUGGGAGACUUGCCAAGCAGGCGGCUCAGUGAGCGGGGGGCUUGUGGGCCGGAUAAACGGCCUCCAUGGGCCGUAUCUGGCCCAUGGGCCAAAGGUUGCCAAUGUAUGUUUUUAACCAUGCCUACUUAGUGGGGGCGGGGGGGAAGAGUCCUGUUAUAGAAUUCAGUGGGGCCUACUCCUUAUCGCACUGGAGGUGGAGACAUUCACCUUUCAGAGGCACCUUGCCUCACAAGAGAUUCAAGGCUUUGUCUAUACAUGCAGCAGAAUGAGGAGAUAGAAUGGCUGCAGUGGGGCCAACACUACAGACUACAGGCAGAUGAUUCUAUUUGUUAUUAUUCCUAGGUGUAAACUCCCUGCAAGAACACCAGCAAACCCAAGGAGAAAGGUUUGCCUGCAGGCCUCUCCCUGCAGUGCUUGCUUUCUGCUAGCAAGAGUUUUAUGUAGACCAGCACCCGAAAAGAUGGUUCUGCGGGCUGGUCUUUGAGCUGAAAAUAACCGUUCCCUUCAACAGGAGUCCAGAACCUUUCUUUCCUGUUGGAGGCCAGCAUAGCCUCAGCACCCAUUGUUUGGGGGCCACCUUCUAGUGGUGGGUGGGGCACCCCAUUUCACCCCUUCCUUGCCACUGCCAUGUAUUUGGCCAAAGGCUCCUACUUGGGAGAAGGCUGCAGCACAGGAGGAGAACGUUUGCUUCGCAUGCGGAGGGUCCCAGGUUCAACCCCACUAUCCCUAGGUAAGGCAGGGAGAGACCUUUGUGGAACCCAGGUGAGCCACUGCCAGCCCAUGCAGAUGCUAAUUAGGGCCAGACUCUGCCUAAGGCAGCUUUCUCUGCUGCUGCCCUAUAGCUGCAAAUGGGGAAGUAACAUGGUUUAUUCCACAGCUUUCUUCUGCUGGCUGUUUAGACCCAGCCUCUGAUGGAGCAAAGUGUAAGAACGAGCCAAGCUUUGCUUGAAAGUGUGGGGUGUAUGAGACUCAUUCGGACUUCGUGUACAGUACUUUCUUCGUAUACAGUCUUUUCCCCUUGCCCCUUUGUCAUUCACAAGGUUGCAGUGGUCUCUCGCUUUGGUGGGAAAGGGGGGAAAUGACGUGAUCUUGCAUAAAGUUUAUUUUGACAUAGUA